Austrofundulus limnaeus is the source of this 748-nucleotide messenger RNA. RefSeq names its product WD repeat domain 74 (gene wdr74). Gene Ontology annotation, cellular component: preribosome, large subunit precursor; nucleolus. Gene Ontology annotation, biological process: ribosomal large subunit biogenesis. Lineage: Eukaryota; Metazoa; Chordata; Actinopteri; Cyprinodontiformes; Rivulidae. The record is from RefSeq and is a predicted model, not a curated record. Gene Ontology annotation, molecular function: protein binding.
UUACUGAAAUAAGAAAUGUACAGAAAAAGUAAAUAUUUGUUCCGGUCUCAGUGACGUCAUCACUGUGCGACAGCGGAGCAGCACGUGUGUUCGGACCGAAUAGAACCGUUUGGGAUCCGGGUUCGAUCAGAGUCCAGCUGUGAUGGGGGACCAGAGCCGGCUGUGCUCCGUGUGGCUCGGUUCGGAGACCGGGAUCCUGAAGGGGGUCAGCGUGGCCCACAAGCAGGCCUUCAACUUCUGCAACACGCGCCAGCUGACCCGGGACCAGGAGAUCCGGGUCCUGUGCUGGGGGGACCCGACCCAGUCCGAGCUGCUCCUCGGAACCGUGGACGGGUCCGUGAAAACGUUCAGCACCGAGAAGGGGAUCUUCACGGAGGUUCGGCGCUGUGGAGACCCGGAGGAGGGCUGCUUCUCCGGCCUGGAGGCCCGGAACGGUUCGGUCCUCACCUGCGUGGAGUCCGGCAAGGUGCGGGUCUGGAGGGAGGACUCCUCCGAACCCGUCUCGGAACUGGACACUGGGAAGAACGUGUGCAGAAUGCGGCAGAACCCGGCCCAGCCGAACCGGGUCGGUACCGGAGGAAAGGAAAACGGCCUGAGGAUCUGGGACCUGGAGCGGCCCGACACCCCGGUCUUCACGGCCAAGAACCUCCGGAACGACUGGCUGGACCUGCGGAGACCCCACUGGGUCCGGGACCUGGACUUCAUCCCGAACUGUGACAAGGUGGUCACGUGCACGGGCUACCACCAG